Molecule: messenger RNA, 1423 nt
Organism: Rana temporaria (common frog)
Lineage: Eukaryota; Metazoa; Chordata; Amphibia; Anura; Ranidae
Product: oocyte zinc finger protein XlCOF6.1-like
Exons: 3
Coding region: 71-1333 (420 amino acids)
Source: RefSeq, a predicted model, not a curated record
UGGGAACCUGAGAGAUUUGAAAAUUAUUAUUAAAGAAGAGAUAAAAGAGGAGGAUGAUGAGGAUGGGGUGAUGGAGGAAGAACACAAAGAUCUGUACCAGGACACCAUGGUGGAGUCAUCCAGCUACAGAAACCCACCAGAGAGAUGUCCCCGUCCUCUGUAUUCCCGGGAUGUCACAAAGAAAGAUGACAACAAUGGACACCACAAUCAGGGUGAAGAUCUGAUAGAUGUAAAAGUUGAGGUUAAAUCAGAAGAAGAUACUUAUGAGAGGGAAGAUGAGCAAUCUAUGGAGGAGGAUGAAAUAACAAGGGUAGUUAUAGAAGAGGACUCUUCUACAGAGAUCAGCACAGUAGAUGGACGGGAGAUGAGGAAAACCUCAGAGGAUUGUCUCACUUUGUCUCCAGACUGUAAAGUAGAAGAUGAGGACAUCACACAGUAUAGUCCAGGACAACCCAGAAAUGUCCAUCUGGUGACCCCCAGUGUGGAAGGAGCAUCACACCCCUCCUAUCCUGAGGAACCUCAGACUGUGAAGGACACUGCCGACCUCCAGAAAGAUAAGCGUUUUUCCUGUGCCCAGUGUGGGAAACGUUUUCGUUAUGAGUCCCGCCUUCGCAAACAUUUAAGAUGCCACUCGGGCGAGCGGCCCUUUUCCUGUCCUGAAUGUGGAAAAUGUUUUAGUCUAAAGUCCGGUCUUGAAGUGCAUAUGAGAUCCCACACGGGUCAACUUCCAUAUUCCUGCACCGAGUGCGGACGGUGUUACCCUACCAAAUCGCAACUCGUCAUCCAUCACAGGUCUCACACGGGGGAGAAGCCGUAUUCCUGCCCUGAGUGCGGGAAAAGUUUUUCAGACAAGUCCUAUCUUUCCAAACAUCAGAGACUGCACACGGGCGAGAGACCGUACGGCUGCCCCGAGUGCGGGAAAUGUUUCCCCCGGAAAUCGGGGCUCGUCAUGCAUCUGAGAUGCCACACGGGGGAGAAGCCGUAUUCCUGCCCUCUGUGCAGGAAAUGCUAUUUUCGGAAAUCGGAACUCGUCAAGCAUCAAAGAACGCACACGGGGGAGAAGCCGUUUAUCUGCUCGGAGUGCGGGAAAUGCUUUUCACAGAAGGGGCAUCUUACCAGACAUCAGAAAUUGCACACGGGGGAGAAGCCGUAUGUCUGCUCCGAGUGCGGGAAAUGUUGUUUGCUGGAAUCAGAACUUAUCAUACAUCAGAGGUCUCACACGGGGGAGAAGCCGUUUUCCUGUCCUGAGUGCGAGAAAUGUUAUACACAGAAGUCUUGUCUUAACAAACAUCUGAGAACUCACACAACCCUCAAAGGAGUAUUGGUGUCCUGAGGGCAGGAAAUGUGUGGAACAGUGUUUGCCGGCGCUCCACAAAUGAAAUAAAAAUGGUGCAAAGGCAUUUUUAUUAGUAGACACGUGCAU